Ochotona princeps (American pika) is the source of this 960-nucleotide messenger RNA. It is a transcript of the gene MCFD2, whose product is annotated as multiple coagulation factor deficiency 2, ER cargo receptor complex subunit. NCBI's taxonomy places the organism in Eukaryota, Metazoa, Chordata, Mammalia, Lagomorpha, Ochotonidae. The transcript has 4 exons. Gene Ontology annotation, molecular function: calcium ion binding. The record is from RefSeq and is a predicted model, not a curated record. Bases 156 to 596 code for a protein of 146 amino acids.
CGUCCGCGGCGGGGGCAGCGAGCGUGAGUGGACCUGCGCCCCGGCUGGUGGGGGGGGCCCGGGAUCGGGAGCGCGGCGGAUCCUUUGGGCUCCGGGCUCACGGUGGUCGUCUGGAGAGGCUGGGUGCAGGGGUACCAGUGACCGUGACCGUGACCAUGACGUCCCUACAGCUGCUCAGAGCCCCCUUGUUGUGUGGGCUGCUCUGGGCCGUUUGCACCCCAGGCGCCAGAGCUGAGGAGCCGGCAGCCAGUGUCUCUCAUUCGGGCAGCGUGGGUCUGGAUAAGAACACGGUGCACGACCAAGAGCAUAUCCUGGAACAUCUAGAAGGCGUCAUCAACAAGCCAGAGGCGGAGAUGUCACCCCAGGAACUGCAGCUGCACUAUUUCAAAAUGCAUGAUUAUGACGGCAACGGCUUGCUCGAUGGCCUAGAACUCUCCACUGCCAUCACACAUGUCCACAAGGAGGAAGGGAGCGAACAGGCACCACUAAUGAGUGAAGAUGAACUGAUUAACAUAAUCGAUGGUGUUUUGCGAGAUGAUGAUAAGAACAAUGACGGAUACAUUGACUACGCGGAAUUUGCCAAAUCCCUGCAGUAGGCUCUCGGGCUGCCUGCUAGUUUCGUGCAAAUGUGACCUGUGAAGAUGUGAUUGAACACUCUCCCUAAUGCAGAAUAACUCGCUGUCGUAGCAUUUUCGGUAAAAACUGAGAGCAAUUUGUCAUUCUUGGGUAAGAAGAGAACUCAAGAAUUUUUAAGAGAGGCAGAAUGGCAUGUUUUCUAAUCCCUCAGUGUUGUUAAAAUAGCUGAUUGGAUGUGGGCACAAUUAUAGAAUCCUUGUAAGAGUACUGUAACUGGAGCCGAGAACUGCCAGUGUCUUGAUUUUAAUAUAUGCUGCCCGAAAAGUAAGACAACAGGCCAAGUGGCCACACUCUGAAUGACCAGAGUGGAACACAGCCAAUGCC